This is a messenger RNA of Acanthochromis polyacanthus (spiny chromis), 2068 nucleotides long. RefSeq names its product protoheme IX farnesyltransferase, mitochondrial (gene cox10). Gene Ontology annotation, biological process: heme biosynthetic process. The transcript has 7 exons. Gene Ontology annotation, cellular component: mitochondrial membrane; mitochondrion. The record is from RefSeq and is a predicted model, not a curated record. Bases 98 to 1498 code for a protein of 466 amino acids. Gene Ontology annotation, molecular function: protoheme IX farnesyltransferase activity. NCBI's taxonomy places the organism in Eukaryota, Metazoa, Chordata, Actinopteri, Pomacentridae.
UGCUCCGGAAGCGCUUCUCUGUACUCAACGAGGUCAAAAUGGCGACGUGCUGCAUGUGAAGGGGUCGAACCGGGAACCGGCUUUAUGAUCGGUGAACAUGUAUAAAACGCCAUGUAGCAGACUGUCAGGUUUUGUCGGAGUGAGUGUAAAACAGAAAUUAAUUCAAAAUGUUCCUCGAUGUAACCAGACUGCUCGCAGCCUCAUCCAACUGCACAAAAGAGAUCCAUCAAAAUGGCUGACGUAUCAGCAUCUCAACUUCCUCAAACGCCAGUAUGUUUCAAAGAACAGCAGUGAGCUUCAGCAACGUGCAAUCCUCAAACAGACACCUGUUCUUACCAUCGUGGAUGAGAGAGAUGACAGCGUUGAAAGGCAAGUGGAGAGAAUACCAACUAUUGAGGCGGUUCCACAGCCAGAGGAUGUCACCAGUAAAGCACAGCCUGAAAUCUCUACCUUGAAGUCAAAGGAUGUGGCAGCAAAGAAAGGUUCUGUGUCACGUGUUGUUGCCACUUCAGAAGAGACUCCACAUAUCCACGUCGAGUCGAAUGAGGCAAAGCAGGCGCGUCUAGACAGACAGUGGAAAGAGCUGAAGGUUGAUGUGGCCGACCUGCCGGACAUCUAUGCCAGACUGGCCAAAAUCAAACUUACAGCGUUGGUGGUUACGACUGCAGCAGCUGGCUACGCCAUGGCUCCAGUACCCUUCGAUCCCAUCAUGUUUUCUGUGUCUUUGCUUGGAACCGGCCUCGCCUCCUGUGCUGCCAAUUCCAUUAACCAGUACUUUGAGGUGCCUUUCGACUCCAACAUGAACCGUACGAAGAACCGUCCCCUUGUCAGAGGACAGAUCAGCCCUCUCCACGCCGUAUCGUUUGCUCUGGCCUGCGGUGUUCCUGGAGUCGCUCUGCUCACGCUGGCGGUGAACCCGCUGACGGGCUUCCUGGGCGCCCUCAACAUCUUCCUCUACACCUGCUGCUACACUCCGCUGAAGAGGCUCAGCAUCAGCAACACCUGGGUGGGAGCCGUGGUGGGAGCCAUCCCUCCGGUGAUGGGAUGGACGGCUGCUACAGGCUGCCUAGAGCCAGGUGCUUUGUUGCUGGGUGGUUUCCUGUACAGCUGGCAGUUCCCCCACUUCAAUGCCCUCAGCUGGAACUUGAGAGAAGACUACUCCCGCGGCGGCUAUCGCAUGAUGUCCGUCACCCACCCCGCCAUGUGCAGGCGGGUGGCCCUGCGCCACAGCCUGGGCCUCAUCGGCCUGUCCGCCUUAGCGCCGGCGCUGGACGUCACCACCUGGACCUUCCCCGUCGUCUCCCUGCCCAUCAACCUGUACAUCAGCUACCUGGCCUUCCGCUUCUACCGCAGAGGAGACCGCGGCAGCGCCAGGAAGCUGUUCUUCUGCAGCCUCUGGCAUCUGCCCAUGCUGCUGCUGCUGGCGCUCACCUGCAAGAAUCACAGCAGGAAGCAGGAGGACGCCACGCCCGUACCUCUGUCUCUGCCAGCCCACUAGUUUAGAACAGAUAGCCGGACUGAUUCCACAUCAGUGCUGCUGGGAGGUUUGGCUGGGGGACUUUCUUUCUGCCUCUGGUGCUUUCCAUACAUCAGGAAACGAUGUGCAUCCACACAGCCGAACUACAGCAAACACACUGAAUUAUUAAACUGAAUGUGUGUGUGCUGUAUAUACAUAUUCUGUUUUUAUUUAUAGAGGGAGCAGCAGCUUCUCCCUCUGUUGUACAUGACUGAUUUAAAUGACUUGUACGUUGUAAAUUGCUCCACACAGAUCUCAGUGUAAGGCAGAAUUAUAUAAUCACUAGAUUUGUGUUUGAUUUGGAGGUCGUGUGUAUAAACAAUAGGAGGAAUUUAAGCUUAUUCCGACGCAGCUUCAACCUGGUGUGUUGAUCGUUGCUCGACUUUCACUUGAUCCCCGUUACCUGACGGUUAAUCGGCCUCGUUGGGUCAUGAUUCGUUAGCAUAAUGCUUCAUUUCAACAUGGUUCACCGGCACCAAAACAAAGGGAAUAUUUCACCCCUGUACCAAGCAAGGGCAAACGUUCUCCAACAAUAAACACGCCAUGACUGUU